Sphaeroforma arctica JP610 is the source of this 294-nucleotide messenger RNA. RefSeq lists its product as hypothetical. The annotation marks the transcript as partial. The transcript has a single exon. NCBI's taxonomy places the organism in Eukaryota, Ichthyosporea, Ichthyophonida. The record is from RefSeq and is a predicted model, not a curated record.
AUGGCUCGCAAUAAGGGGUCUGCACGGGGUGCAUCUCGGCGCAAGGCAAACAGUACAAGUCAAGCUACACCAACACCAGAGGUCGAGAAUACAAAAGAUACACAAGAGAACACAGUUACUAAUGAGAGUUUACUUAAGUCACCUGCUAAGAAUGGCAAAGAAUCACGACCCUCAUCCCCACUAGUCAAACAGAGGAAGACAGCCAAGCGAAAACUUGAGGCACUGAAUGCGCAACUGGCUAACGUUAUACACAGGAUGGAACACGCCGAGCCUACCGAGGAGGACCGUGCAGAG